UUCUCCACUUAUAAAACUUAAAACAUGUGAAGCUGGCCAGUUUUUAAUUAACCAAAAGCCAACAGUGGUUUAAGCAGCCCCAGGUAGGGCCAGCACAAGAAUCACUCAGCCACAGGGUUAACCAGUGCCAGUAAAACAACACCAUCUCAGUGAAUGCUGCCGCCCUCAUGUCCUGUUAAAGCUCAAAACUGAGUAGCCUGCUUCUUAAUAAAAAUUAUUGCAGGACGACUAGAAGACUGAGUUCCUUAUCUUCUGUUAGCAAACGCCUGCAGUCCUUAAACCAAAAGCCCCACCUCCUUUCUGACAGAGGGAGAAGGGAGUCAGCAAGCUUAGAACACUUGAUUUUAAAAAACAAAGGUUUUUGAGGAUAUGCAAUGCCACCCACCCACCUAUUACUCUGUUGAAGUCUGCUACAGGAGUUCUACUGUAUUCUGGGGGCUGGCCAAUUGUUUCUUUUCUUUUUGGAACCAAACUCCUCCCCUUCUGCAGGCCCAGGCUUACUAGCUAUAUUGUAGCUAUUCUCUGCAGCUUCUACGAGCAGAUUCAGACCUGCUGCCUUGGUGUGGUGGGGCUGCAGACGGUUGCCUGCCAUGGAGUCCCAAGAUGCAGCUGCUCAGUCUCUCCGGGCCCCCAAAUGCUCACGCUGCCGGAACCAUGGCUUUGUGGUACCCGUGAAGGGCCACGCAGGCCACUGCCGCUGGAAGCAGUGCCCAUGUGAAAAAUGUGCUCUCAUUACUGAACGCCAGAAGAUCAUGGCUGCGCAGAAGGCCUUGAAGAGGCAGGGACCGGACUCCCCACUCAGGGAAAUGUUGCCACCUGGUCAGCACAGUCCCAGCAAUGAACAGGUGGCAACCACAGGUAGUGGCAGAAAGUGCUCCAUGCUGAAUCUUUCAGAACCCCACACCCAGGGGUCUGUUGUGCAGGAAGGAGCCAAGGGAACUUCUGCAGCAGUUAGCCACUCUAUGAGGACAAGGACUGCCAGGACACCACCCAAACCCAGCUCUCCAACUUUCAUAGAUUUAGACCAGCCUCAAGAAUGUGCUGUUGUGGGCCCAGAAUCUGUGGAGAGGGAGCCUCCGAAAGUGUAUCCCGGGUACUCUGGGAUGUACCCUUACCAUCCAUUUUCUGUUGGAUUCACUAUCAACCAAACAGGCUACAGAGGCCCUUCACCUGCCUCUGUCUUGCCCCUGCAAGCAGGUUUCAGGCACUUUCCUAGCAGUCAUGGGCCAGGAGGUGUUGCUUCUAUGCCAAUGCAAGAUGUAGGUGGAGAUUUUUGUCCAGGUUAUUACACUCCAUUGCCACCUUUUAUACCUCAGGGGUUUCUGCCAGGGAUUCACUACAUUCCGCCGCCUCUCCCACUGAAUGUUGUGGCUGAAGCUACAAAGGAAACAUCUGCUACACCUGCAGAUAGCCAGGAUUCUGGAGUGACAUCUGAACGCAGCCUGCCAUCUUCUCAGGAAGAUGCCAGUGGAAAAUGUUCCUCAUAUUCUGAGCACUAAAUGCACCAAAAAGUCAUGUUCAAAUGUUGACUUCAAGUGGUGCCAUUCUGAAAGCGAUGUUUCGUUUUGCGUCACUGACUGGUCAUGUCAGUAUUUGGGUUGGUAUUGUUCACAACAUUUGGUCUAUCAGGUGCUAUCCACAGCAAUUUCCACUGCUUGGUGCCUUAGUGCCAAAGUGGAAGUUUAGGAAUCUUCAUAGUCUGUUUCUGACAUGCAGUUGGACAGGAAGUUAAUGCAG
Molecule: messenger RNA, 1737 nt
Organism: Podarcis raffonei (Aeolian wall lizard)
Lineage: Eukaryota; Metazoa; Chordata; Lepidosauria; Squamata; Lacertidae
Gene: DMRTB1
Product: DMRT like family B with proline rich C-terminal 1
Exons: 4
Coding region: 591-1499 (302 amino acids)
Biological process (GO): regulation of transcription by RNA polymerase II; sex differentiation; germ cell development
Cellular component (GO): nucleus
Molecular function (GO): DNA-binding transcription factor activity, RNA polymerase II-specific; RNA polymerase II cis-regulatory region sequence-specific DNA binding
Source: RefSeq, a predicted model, not a curated record